GGCGGGGCCACUGGGGUUUGGUUGCGCUAGAUCUUGGGACUUUAAAAGCCAAUGCACCAGUAUUCAUGAAUCACGGUGGGUUACAUAUAAACCCUUGUUCCUUCAGACAGUAGAGAGAGUGUGAGAGCAUAGAGAGACGGAAUUCUCCUUCAUUUUCAUGUGAAGCUGUUGAUCACUUCUCUCUCCAUCUAAACUCCGGGAUAAAUGAAAAUGGUGCUUAGAGACGUUCUCAUUUUCUUGUUAAUUGCAAUACAUGUAACUUCAACUGCUGCAGAUUCGAUCCAUGGCUGCGGUGGAUUUGUCGAGGCAAGUUCGUCUUUGAUAAAGUCGAGAAAACCUACUGAUGCGAAAUUGGAUUAUUCACAUAUCACGGUAGAGCUUCGCACGGUGGAUGGAUUAGUGAAAGACAGGACACAGUGUGCUCCAAAUGGUUAUUACUUUAUCCCAGUAUAUGACAAGGGUUCUUUUGUCGUCAAAGUCAAGGGACCUGAAGGAUGGUCAUGGGAUCCAGAUCAGGUUCCUGUUAUUAUUGAUCGAAAUGGUUGCAAUGCAAAUGCAGAUAUUAAUUUUCGAUUCACAGGGUUCACAAUAUCUGGAAGAAUUAUGGGAGCAGUUGGUGGAGAGAGCUGUUCUUUGAAAGAUGGAGGGCCUUCUAAUGUGAAAGUUGAUCUUUUGUCACCCCAGGGGGAUCUCAUUUCUUCUGUUUUGACAUCUUCAGUAGGAAGUUACUCAUUCAGAAACAUUGUUCCAGGAAAAUACAAGCUAAGUGCUUCACAUUCAGAUUUUGAUGUUGAAGUUAGAGGUUCUUCAGAGGUGGAAUUGGGUUUUGGAAAUGGCAUAAUAGAUGACAUCUUCUUUGUCCCUGGAUACGAUAUUCAUGGGUUUGUUGUUGCUCAGGGAAAUCCUAUCUUGGGAGUCCACAUUUAUUUAUACUCAGAUGAUGUACAAAGUGUGAAUUGUCCUCAUGGUUCUGGUAAUGCCCCCUGGCAAAGAAAGGCUCUCUGCCAUGCCAUAUCUGAUGCAGAUGGAAAAUUUAUAUUUAAUUCAAUGCCUUGUGGGGUUUAUGAGCUUGUACCUUACUACAAGGGUGAGAAUACAGUUUUUGAUGUUUCGCCUCCUACCAUGUUGGUGUCUGUUGGGCAUCAUCAUAUUACAGUCCCUCAAAAAUUUCAGGUCACUGGAUUUUCUAUUGGGGGCCGGGUAAUUGAUGGAAAUGGUGUUGGAGUUGAUGGUGUUAAAAUAAUAGUUGAUGGUCAGGAAAGGUCUAUCACAGAUAAACAAGGAUAUUACAAGCUUGACCAGGUUACAUCCAAACGAUACAAAAUAGUAGCUGAGAAGCACCAUUACAAGUUCAAUAAUUUGGAGAAUUUCUUGGUUCUGCCUAACAUGGCUUCCGUUGAAAACAUUAAAGCAGUCUAUUAUGAUAUUUGUGGUGUUGUUCGGAUGGUUUGUGCAGGCUACAGGACUAAGGUAGCAUUGACACAUGGACCUGAAAAUGUCAAACCUCAAGUAAAACAAGUUGAUGAAAAUGGGAGAUUUUGCUUUCAGGUUCCACCUGGUGAAUAUCGUUUAUCUGCAUUAGCAACCCAACCUGAGAAUGCUCCUGAACUAUUGUUUUUGCCAUCGUAUGUUGAUGUCACAGUGAAUAGUCCAUUAUUGAAUGUUGAAUUCUCCCAGGCACAAGUUGAUAUACAUGGAACUGUACACUGCAAGGAGAAAUGUGGUGAAUCUGUUGUCAUUUCACUUAAAAGAUCAACUGGAAAAGGUGUAGAUGAGAAAAGGACAGUUAGCUUGACUAAUGAGAAUAAUGUAUUUAUGUUUCCAAAAGUUUUCCCUGGCAAAUACAGGCUAGAGGUGAAGCAUGUAUCUUCACUUGACAUGUCUGAGGAGGACCAAUGGUGCUGGGAGCAAAGUUCUAUUGAUGUGGCUGUAGGAACUGAGGGUGUAAAAGGGAUUGUCUUUACUCAGAAAGGUUACUGGAUUGAUAUAAUUUCUACACAUGAUGUUGAUGCUUACAUACAUCAACCUAACAACUCACCUCUGAAUUUAAAGAUUAAGAAAGGAUCCCAAAAGAUAUGUGUAGAAUCUGCUGGACAACAUGAGCUUCACUUUGUUGAUUCUUGCAUCUAUUUUGGGGGCUCCUCAGUGAAGUUUCAUACAAUGGAUCCAUCGCCUGUCUAUCUGAAAGGAGAGAAGUACCUUCUUCGAGGUCAAAUCCAUGUUGGUUCCAGCUUACACCACAGUAUAAAUGAUUUACCCAAGGAUAUCAUUGUUGAUGUACUGGAUAACAACAACACAGUUAUUGAGGCUACUAGUACCAGACUUGUCUCUAAUGGAAACGAUGAAGGAGACCUUGCUGUAUAUGAUUACUCGAUAUGGGCCAAUCUUGGAGAAAAGCUCACCUUUUUUCCUCGGGAUUCAAGGAAUGAUGAAGAAAAGAGGAUAUUAUUUUAUCCCAGAAACCACCCUGUCUCAGUGACUAAUGAUGGUUGCCAACCUACUAUUCCUCCAUUUUUGGGUCGUUUGGGCUUGUAUAUUGAAGGAUCAGUUUCCCCACCCCUUUCUGGUGUCAGUAUCAGAAUUAUGGCUGCUGGAGUGAGUAGCAAUGCCCCAUUGCAGAAAGGUGAAUUAGCACUGGAAACUGCUACAGGAGCAGAUGGUUUCUUUAUUGGUGGCCCUUUGUACGAUGAUACAAGUUACAGCCUUGAAGCUUCAAAGCCUGGUUAUCAUUUGAAAGCAGUUGGACCUAAUUCCUUCUCUUGUCAGAAGCUUAGUCAAAUUUCAGUGCAUAUAUAUUCGGAUGAGGAAGCUAAAGGACAAUUUCCUUCCGUUCUACUAUCAUUGAGUGGAGAGGAUGGUUAUAGGAACAAUUCAGUUACUGGGGCUGGUGGAUUUUUCCUCUUUGAUAACUUGUUCCCUGGAAGUUUCUACUUGCGUCCACUGCUGAAGGAAUAUUCCUUCUUGCCUCCAGCACAGGCAAUAGAACUUGGUUCUGGUGAGUCUAAAAAUGUAGUUUUCCAGGCCACCCGCGUUGCUUACAGUGCUAUGGGUACUGUCACAUUACUAUCUGGCCAGCCAAAAGAAGGUGUUUCUGUCGAGGCUCGAUCAGAAUCGGAAGGAUAUUAUGAGGUGACAACAACAGAUUCCUCCGGAAGCUACCGUCUGAGAGGACUUCUUCCUGAUACAACCUAUAUAGUCAAAGUAGUGGAAAAGGAUGAGCUUGGAAGCCCAAGAAUAGAACGUGUCUCACCAGAAUCUGUUGUUGUCAAGGUUGGCUCUGAAGAUAUCAAGGGUCUGGAUUUUGUAGUAUUUGAACAGUUGGAAAUGACCAUUUUAACUGGCCAUGUAGAGGGAGUUGGCAUUAGGGAGUUAGAAACACAUCUCUUGGUUGAAGUGAAGUCAGCAAGUAACCCAUCUAACAUUGAGUCAGUUUUUCCAUUGCCACUUUCCCACUUUUUUCAUAUAAGGGAUCUGCCCAAGGGUAAGCAUCUUGUGCAGUUGCGUUCCAGCCUUCCAUCAAGUACCCACAGAUUUCAAUCAGAAAUUAUUGAGGUUGACUUGGAAAAGCAAGCACAAGUUCACAUUGGCCCUCUCAGAUACAAAGUUGAGGAGGAUCAUCACAAACAGGAAUUAACGCCAGCACCAGUUUUUCCUCUCAUUGUUGGUGUCUCUGUCAUCGGUCUUUUUAUUGGUAUGCCAAGGUUGAAGGAUUUAUACCAAUUGACGAUAGGAAUUGCUUCUUCAGGAUCUACUGCAAAAAAAGAAGUAAGAAAACCAGUCGUGAGAAAGAGAACUUAUUGAAGGUGCUUUUAAAUCCCAGAGGAAGUUUUUAUUUAUUUCAACCAUCAUCGGUCCUAUGGCUGAGAGAACAUAUACACUAAUGCUAACCAUUGUUCUCGAGCAUUGCACUAUAGAAGAUGUAGUUGUCAACAUCUACAAGAGCAAAAAGCUGGGCUCUUUUUAUUCAAGUGACUUUCAGUUUUGUUGCUUCGAUUACAAGCUGCAGCUCAA
Molecule: messenger RNA, 4011 nt
Organism: Nelumbo nucifera (sacred lotus)
Lineage: Eukaryota; Viridiplantae; Streptophyta; Magnoliopsida; Proteales; Nelumbonaceae
Product: Carbohydrate-binding-like fold
Cellular component (GO): endoplasmic reticulum membrane
Molecular function (GO): carbohydrate binding
Source: RefSeq, a predicted model, not a curated record